AUGACUGAUCCCUUGAUGGUGACUGGCUUCAGAACAGUCUUUUGCCUCUUAAAGUCCACCAUCAACUCCUUAGUCUGUGCAGACAUGUCGUCCAAUUACUCAGCAAAUCAGUUUGAGAGCUCCUUCAGGACACACAGUCACAACAACUGGUGUGAGACUAAACACUUCAAACAGAGACCCCAAGCAAAGACUGGUCACACCACUAUAAUUGCCGAUGACAGAGGACACCUGCUCCCAGGAGUGGUUAAGAGAGGCAGUGCAUGGCCAGACUUUAAGGGGACCUGGGAUCUUCCUUCUCGUAUCCCAGCCUGCCACAUCAACCCUACAGGCCGCUCUGUGGAGGGCCUCAACAGGCUCAAGUCCUGGGGCUUCUACCGACAGCACACAGGAAGAUCUCAGCCACACAGCUGCGGCAGGAAGUCAGAAAGGCUGCAGGAUUUUAGCAAGCAGACCAACAGGGACGUGCAGCAGGACUGUGCCACCCCAGCCUCCACAGCUAAGGCCUGUCCAGCAUCUCAGAACUGCCCCAUCGCUGGAGAUGAGUCAACCCCUGACCAAAACCAGGACUUGCAGGCAGCAGUUGUUCGAUCCGUUGUUCAGUCCGAUGAAAACAAACAAACUGCUCAGGCGGCCAGGAGUGAGAGGCCGGUGAGCCAGUGGUCUGCAUCUGAAGAGAAGUCAGGUGCUGGAGAGGGAACCGUCAGCCAACCCCAAACUGCUGAGGGAGACCAGUGA
This is a messenger RNA of Limanda limanda (common dab), 735 nucleotides long. It is a transcript of the gene cfap126, whose product is annotated as cilia and flagella associated protein 126. Gene Ontology annotation, biological process: cilium organization. Bases 1 to 735 code for a protein of 244 amino acids. The record is from RefSeq and is a predicted model, not a curated record. Gene Ontology annotation, cellular component: ciliary basal body. NCBI's taxonomy places the organism in Eukaryota, Metazoa, Chordata, Actinopteri, Pleuronectiformes, Pleuronectidae. The transcript has 6 exons.